AUGGGCAAGCUCAACUUCGAUGUCGACGAGGAGACGCUACUGAAGACGUACAAACUCUCGUCCUUGAACCCUAGGAAAUGGGAAGAAGUUGAUCGUGAACUGGACGAUGCCGCCGUCAUGAGCCCGGCUGGCGGCGAGUCAGAAGUCGCAGAUCCGUUAGGCUUGGGUGCGGUCAUCGACCUGAAGUCCAUGGACACGCAAACCAAGGCCGCGACCUUGAUCUCCUCAAAAUCAUUUGACCCGAAACAAUUCCUCUCCGUCAUACACCCUGACGCAAGCUACCAAGACCUCUCAUCCGGUAUCCAGCAUCUCAAACGCACCAUUGACGCUCGCUCAGAAGCCAUUCGCGUCCUCGUCGAAGACAACUUCGAUCGUUUCGUCGCCGUGAAAGCAUCCACUGAUGCUCUGUAUGCUGAGAUGAAGGAAGGGCCUUUGAAAGAGGAUGCAGAGUUCGGGUCCAAACAACUUCGCGAAGAGCUGAAACAUGCUGCGACAAAGGCGAAUCAAGUCUUCAUCCCUGUACUCGAGAACGCGUCCAAAGCGCAGAAGCUGCGCACAACGCUGGGCGUUUUCGAGCGAUCGAAGUUCUUCUUCAACCUUCCCGGCUCCUUGGUCGAGCUGAUUGCGAUGGGUAAAUACGACGCUGCGCUGCGAGACUACAAGAAGGGCAAAUUCAUGUUGGAGUCACGUCCUGGCCAACUGCUUCCGAUCGGCGCCAAGAAGGAUGGUCAAAACAAAGCUUCUGCGGAGCAGCAGCAGAAGCGCAUCCUAGACAAAGUCUGGGGUGCUGUCGAAAAGCCCAUGAGCGAAAUGCGCUCCAUGCUUUACGCCAAACUACGGGAUCCUAAACGCAGUGUCGAGGAACAGGAGAAGACCAUAGAGAUACUCCUCGAACUCGAAACCGCGGAGGACCCGGCUUGGACAUACUUGGACAGCCAACACCAGCACAUAUUGGAGAAAAUGAAUAGGGCCUACCGUGUCUCCACUGCAACGGUGGAAUCGGUGAAAGAUAAAACAUCACCAAAUAUCAGUGGGCCCGAUAUCCUUAGCUCGCUUUUGUCCGCACAACUCUCGCAAUGCCUCAGCGCAUCAGAGACCAAGCAGGCCGAAACUGUUAUCGCACAAUCCGGGGGGCACGAGGUGUGGACGGCGAUCAUCGACUUGAUCAAGAGCGUCUCCGAGGCGAUGCUCUCCGCGUUCCCCAACUUUUGGCGAAUUUCAAGAGGUUUCCUCGACGGCAAGUUGAAGAAGUCCUCUGGGUCGACAUCGCGGCGCAGCCCAAACCAAGUACGGACCAUGGCGCUCGACAUCGUCAAGCUCUACAUCUCGCUCCUCUCUGAAGCCUUCGUGUUGACGGACAUGCGCUCUGCGGGCAGUAGCGUCACGCCGCUGCUCCUACCCAAACACUCGAACGUGAUCACGACGGGCCAUUACCUGAUGAAGGCGCUUGCAGAAAUACAAGACACUGUCAACGAGGUGCUGGGAAUGGAGCUAGGAAACGAAGCGAGCUCGGUGUUAAAGAAUCUGCUGGAGAGCGCGCGAUGGAAAUUCGAGGACGUGCUUGUGCAGGCGUGGCAACGAGACGCGAACAUCUUCUACCACUUAGAAACAUGGACGGCAAACUCGUCUGAACCUUCGACGACGCUCUACCUCAACCAGAUUCAGCUUUUCCAGCGCCAAAUCACCACAUCCGCGUUCAAGCUUGCCGGUGCGGUGGACCUGACGUCCUCGUCGUCGAGGGGGCCCGCGAAGCAAUACCCUGUCGCGCAAGAGUUCGUCGUCAAGAUUACGAAGGCGUUCUUGGACUCGAUGUACGCGUUCUUGGACGGACUCGUGCACCUGGCCUCGGACGAGUCACCCGCAGUAGGCGUGGCUUCUACUUCAGGGAAGACACAAACGAUGGGAAGAGGUAGUGCUGUGCUUGGGGGGACGAAUCCGUUGGAGCUAUUGGAUCUGUCUGACGCGAACACACGUUUACUCUUAGUGAUUUCCAAUUUUGAAUAUCUCUCGCGCGUCAUGAUACCCAGCAUGGUGAACGAACUCGAAACCGGAGUAGGCAUCACCAUGACCAACGAUAAAGAGACUUUGAUGACUGUUGUACAAGAGCUCGACAAGACGCUUUUCGACAGCUAUGUCAAACCCAAAGCAGCGAUCGUAAUGGGCCUCGUGCGCAGCGGAAUUCUCGACAGCGACAUGGACUGGUACGAAACUCCUCAACCAACCGAAAUCCGACCGUACAUGUACGAAACCCUCAUGUAUCUUGUUAGCGUACACGCGCAAGUCAGCAGCACAGCGCCUCCGCAGCUCGAGCGUAUCAUCAACGCCCUCGUCGAGGACAUGGCGGACGAGGCAUUAAUGUGCUUCAAGCAAGUCAAGCGGUUCGGCAUGGGCGGGAUGCUUCGGGCAACACUCGAGAUCGAGUUCCUGCAUCAAACCGUCUCGCGCUUCGUGACGCCUUCCGCGGCCAAGACGCUCUCCGAGAUCUACAACAAGAUCUCGCAGACAUACUCGCGCCGUCCAGGCGACGAGAACUUGCAGGUACACCUUGAUGGCGUGAAACGGACGCUGGCCGAAACCCGACGCGCGACGGCAGUCGAGUUUCUGUGCUUCAGGCAGAACAAGUCGAGCUCGAGCAAGGAGAGCAGGAAGGAGCGGGACAGGGACAGGGAGAAAGCGAGGGACAGGGACAAACUGGCUCCACCGAGACUGAAGGAACGCGAUCGGACGAUCAGCAGCCGGAGUACAGGGUCCAAGACGAGCGAAGCCGGACGGUUCUGAUGCCGUUGUUGUAUUGCUGAUUGCGGAUGGGAAGCAAGUGUUGGGCGGAUUGUUGUAUAUACAUUGACACUCUGGAAAUCAUGUAAUAUUGUACACGGAUACGGCCUAUCCAUGGUCACUUGGUUUUCCGAUAGUGACCGUUACGCGUAACGUCGAGGUAGGGUAUAUAUAUGCAAACACUCGUGCCGACUCAUGCAAAGAGAUCGACCAAUAUAGUGAUGAUUCCGAGAAGAAUUUCUACGGCGAUCAGGACGAUGACAAUUUGCUCAAGCCUUUCGGAGUGCCGCGAGGACACCGAUUCCUUCAGCAGCUGGAGCAUGUCUUGCAACACUUCCACACGGGAGUUGAGCAGAUUGAUCCGUUGUGGGAUCUCGAGGUACGAGCGGGCAGCAUCAUAAAGUGGUUGAAGAUCAGGGUAACUCCAAAAAACUUCAGGAGAGUCGAGGACGGAUCCGACGGAGUUGAUAUUCGUCCGCAGGAGGAAUAACUCACCAAUAUUCCUCAUUAUUUCUCUGUGUGGCAUCCUAAUCUUGCCGGCCUCCGAAAUUUGGUCGGGUAUGUCUUUUGUCUCUUCAAUUGUCGACGAGAUGAGCGCCUCAAACAGAGAUAUUUUGACUGAUUGAGAUAACGCAUGUGACAGGGAUAGUUUGGUCAUAUAUGACGAUCCUUUCCGGAGCGUGAUCACGUCGUUGUAUAUCCGUGAAUAAUUCGCAUAAUAAUAAUUCAAAUCUUCCAUUUCAAUAUCGUCUGGAGCGAGUCUCUCGACUUCGAAUCUCUUGAUCGACGACAGGAAUCGCUUCUCCUGGACCUCAGUCAUGCCCCAGAUGACCACCGUACCGUACUUGAAAAUGAAGAUUUCGGCUUCGGUGGGCUUGACAGUGAACUUCGAGCUCCGCGCUCGCCUGCGUUUUCCUUUCAAGCCUCCAUUAGACGCGGUGGCAACAUCGGUGGCGCUAGCCCCGACAUCGAUCUCGCUGGGAUGUGUCUUGCCGUUGGUCUCCCCUGGCUCGCGCUCCGACGCGGCUUCCUCAUCCCGCAGUUCAGGGAUGCCGAGGAGAUCGCCGGUCUGCACCCCACCAUCGCUAGAGUACUUGGCUGAACGCCGAGGAGGAGGCGGAUUGGAUUGCUCGCUUGAGGAUUGUGGAGGACUGGGAUCAUAGACGUAGGGCGUGUAGAUUACUUCGUCUAUAAUCCGGGGGGCAGUGUGAUAAGCUGCCUGACGGGCGUGGAAGAACUUCAUCAGGUCGUGGAAGCGGUAAGAUGUGCAGGUCGCAUAUGCGGUGACACGCGGCAGGGACUUGGCUUUUUUCUUCGUGAGACGAAGUGCGUCUCGCCGAGCGGUGCCCUCAGGUAUCAUCGCAAUCUGGUUAUACACCUCGGCUUCGGGCUCCUCGCUCAUCUCAUCCCCCAUCUCCUCGUCAUCUUCAUCGUCCUCGCUCUCAUCUUCCUUCCCAUUUUCACCGCGUCUUGGUGGUGCACUCUCCGGUCCAGGUGGGAUAUGGACCACAGCGGGCUGUUGCGGGGCCGUCCCGGUCCCCGCCGCUACCACGCUACCUGACGGCGUCGGUUGAUCGGGCAGCACCUUCAGUUUCCCUGCGACCUUCGUGCUACGGUUCGCGCCGCGAGCCUUGGGUUCCGUCAAGAACAAACCAGUGCUAUUCGCGCGCUCCGGUUUUUUCUUGCCGUCCAUGGUGAGGUCUAUGGCUGAUCGGCGUGUUACGGUGCCG
Molecule: messenger RNA, 4505 nt
Organism: Punctularia strigosozonata HHB-11173 SS5
Lineage: Eukaryota; Fungi; Basidiomycota; Agaricomycetes; Corticiales; Punctulariaceae
Exons: 27
Coding region: 1-2778 (925 amino acids)
Biological process (GO): Golgi to plasma membrane transport; exocytosis
Cellular component (GO): exocyst
Source: RefSeq, a predicted model, not a curated record